UCUCUUAGCCGACCGAGAGGCAUAAACCUUUCCGGCGUUCCGCGCUAAACAGUUCGAUUUAGGGUUUAAAGGGGGAUUAGCAACCGCCAAAAAUCCAAAUCGAAUUAUGUUCGUGAAGUUUGAUUAGAGCACACCAGUCGAAGAUCAAUAUUUUUUCACCUGAAAAAUGGAGAUCGACAUGGAGACAUCCCCAAGCUAUUUCAAUCCUGAAGACCUCACUAUCAGAGAACCCUAUCGGAGAUAUGGGAAAAGACACUCAACUUCAGGUCGAUCACCCCAUCAAGAACAGUCAUUUCCAAGAUCUGGUGGGACAAAGAUUUUCUCUGAUGGGAAGAGUGUCAGAAGACAUCCCAAUGCUGCACUUUUUCUUGAAGAUAUCAAGCUUGAGGCUCAGAGUGUCGAUUCUGAUAGCUUAGAUGGAGCAUCUGGAAUUUCUUCUAGAUUAAAACGAAAAUCAGCUACUAAUGUUCAUGGCACUUAUGAUGGAGAGAAUGUUACGGAGUCGUUUCGUCAGUCUGCAAAGCAUUCACUGAACUCUUAUAAACAGGAGGAUGAUACUUUGGUUGAAGGAAAAGAUACAACCUUAAAUUUGUUUGCGUCUCUGCUUGAUUCCGCUCUAAAAGGUUCAAUGCCUAUCCCCGACUUGAUUUUGCAGUUUGAAGAAACUUGCAGAGACUUGUCUGAGACCAUCAGAUAUGGAGCAAAUGAAAGACACCGUAUCAUGGAGGAAAAAUUAACUAGACAAAAGUCUCAGCAAUUACUUGAUGAAGCUGCUUCGUGGUCCCUUCUUUGGUUUCUAUAUGGGAAAGAAAAUGAAGAACUUCCAGAAGAUUUAAUCCUGUCUCCAACAACAUCUCAUUUGGAGGCAUGCCAAUAUGUUGUGGCAGAUCAUACAACACAAUUAUGCCUUCGGAUAGUCAUGUGGCUGGAAGGAUUAGCCUCUAAAUCCCUUGAAUUGGAUAAGAAGGUGAGAGGUUCUCAUGUCGGUACAUAUCCGUCCAGCUCUGGAGUUUGGCAUCAUACUCAGCGCUAUCUGAAGAAAGGGGUCCCUCAACCAAAUACUAUUCAUCACUUGGACUUUGAUGCUCCAACACGUGAAUGUGCUGAACAACUACCUGAUGAUAAAAAACAAGAUGAAUCUCUUCUCGAAGAUGUAUGGGUUCUAUUGAGAGCUGGGAGGCUGGAAGAGGCUUGUGAGCUUUGCCGAUCUGCUGGUCAACCAUGGAGAGCUGCAACCCUGUGCCCCUUUGGAGGGUUAGACAUGUUUCCUUCUGUGGAAUCUCUUGUGAAAAAUGGGAAGAAUAGAGCUCUACAGGCCACUGAGCUUGAGAGUGGCAUUGGCCAUCAAUGGCGUCUUUGGAAAUGGGCAUCAUAUUGUGCAUCUGAGGCGAUUGCAGAGCAAAAUGGUAGUAAAUAUGAAACCGCAGUAUAUGCAGCUCAGUGCAGUAAUUUAAAACGCAUUCUUCCUAUAUGUACAGAUUGGGAGUCUGCAUGCUGGACGAUGGCCAAGUCAUGGCUUGAUAUUCAAGUGGACAUGCACAUAACUCGCUUACAACCUGGUGGAGUGGACCUUUGUAAACGUUUUGAGGAUGGGAUUGAUCAAAGCCCUGGAAAAAUGAAUGAGAGUUCCCCACUUGGACAUGAAAAUUGGCCCCUUCAAGUUUUGACUCAGCAACCUAGGCACCUCUCUUCACUUCUUCAGAAACUUCACUCAAGUGACCUGGUGCACGAAGCUGUUAUUCGAGGAUGCAAGGAACGACACAGGAAAAUUGAAAUGAAUUUGAUGAUGGGAGAUAUACCAAGUUUGCUCGACCUGAUAUGGUCUUUGAUAUCCCCCUCUGAUGAUGAUGCAAAUACUUUUAAGGUACAUGGUGAUGUUCAUUUGAUUCGCUUUGGUGCACACUUAGUCCUAGUAUUGAGAUAUUUGCUCGAGGAUCAAAUGAAGGAUGCUUUUCAAAGGAAGAUUGAGACUGUUGGUGAUCUGAUCCUCAACAUGUAUGCAAUGUAUUUAUUCUCAAAGCAGCAUGAAGAUCUGGUUGGCAUUUAUGCGUCUCAUCUUGCACGGCAUCGUUGCAUUGAUCUCUUUGUGCAUAUGAUGGAGUUGAGGCUAAAUAGCAGUGUGCAUACCAAGUAUAAAAUAUUUCUUUCUGCUAUGGAGUACUUGCCCUUUUCUCCUGAAGAUGAUUCAAAAGGCAGCUUCGAAGAAAUCAUUGAGAGAGUUCUGUCAAGAUCCCGCGAAGUCAAACCUGGAAAAUAUGAUAAUUCGGGUGAUGUUGCUGAACAACACCGAUUACAGAGUGUUCAGAAAGCUAUGGUGAUUCAGUGGCUCUGCUUUACACCACCCUCCACAGUUACGGAGUCUGAAAUGAUUUCUGCUAAACUUCUUCUCCAAGCAUUGUUGCAUAGCAACAUACUGUUCAGGGAGUUUGCUCUUAUUUCUAUGUGGAGGGUGCCAGCGAUGCCCACAGGUGCACAUAAAUUGCUUAGCUUCCUUGCUGAACCUCUUAAGCAGGCAAUGGAAAGGCUUUGUGCCAUGGAAGAUAUUGAUGUUUCCGAGAACUUGAGAGAGUUCCAAGACUGGAGUGAGUAUUAUUCCUGUGAUGCAACUUAUCGCAAUUGGCUGGGCAUUGAAUUAGAAAAUGUGGAGGUCCCUCCGUCUGAAUUAUCUGUCGAAGAGAAACAGAGAACAAUGAUGGCGGCCAAAGAGACACUAGAUUCAUCAUUAUUAUUACUACUGAGAGAAGACAAUCCAUGGUUGGUCCCCAUUGAGGAUCGUCUCUAUGAUUCAUCGGAGCCUUUGUUCCUCGAAUUGCAUGCCACUGCUAUUCUUUGUUACCCUUCAGGUGAACGAUUAUGCCCCGAUGCUACUGUUUGUGCAACUCUAAUGAGUGCUCUUUACUCAUCGGUGACCGAGGAAGAAGUGCUAUCACGCCAAUUGAUGGUGAAUGCCACUAUCUCAACAAGAGACAGUUACUGCAUUGAGGUUGUACUUCGCUGCAAGGCAAUUGAUGGUGAUGGGCAUGGGCUGCAUGAACUUAAUGAUGGAGGGCUUCUUGCAAAUGUACUUGCAGCUGGAUUUAAAGGGGAACUUGUUAGGUUUCAAGCUGGGGUGACUAUGGAAAUCUCAAGAUUGGAUGCAUGGUAUUCAAGCAAAGAAGCAUUCUUGGAUGGACCAGCGACAUACAUAUUGAGGGGUCUUUGUCGUAGAUGUUGCAUUCCCGAACUCAUUCUCAGGUGUAUGCAGGUUUCUGUUUCUCUGAUGGAAUCUGGUUAUGCAUCUGAAACCCAUGAUCAACUGAUUGAACUAGUUGCGGACUCAGAGACUGGAUAUCUCCAUCUUUUCAGUCCGCAACAGCUGCAGGAAUUUUUGAUGUUCGAGAGGGAAUACACAAUAUACAAAAUGGAAGUUGAAGAGGAAGAGCUUGCAUCUUGAUAUCAAAAGAGAGUUGUUUUGUCUUUUUAACUUGAUGAAUUUGUGUAACACAUGUUUGUUUGUAAUUUAUUAUGAUAAUUAGGCAGGAAUCUGUUGCUAAAUGUUUUUACACACUAGCAGUUUUAUCAUUUUUGAAUAUCCAAUUUAUUCUUAUUAACUUUUAUAGGGAAUAUCACCUUUUAAA
Molecule: messenger RNA, 3617 nt
Organism: Impatiens glandulifera
Lineage: Eukaryota; Viridiplantae; Streptophyta; Magnoliopsida; Ericales; Balsaminaceae
Product: nuclear pore complex protein NUP107
Exons: 24
Coding region: 167-3433 (1088 amino acids)
Biological process (GO): mRNA export from nucleus; protein import into nucleus; post-transcriptional tethering of RNA polymerase II gene DNA at nuclear periphery
Cellular component (GO): nuclear pore; nuclear pore outer ring
Molecular function (GO): structural constituent of nuclear pore
Source: RefSeq, a predicted model, not a curated record